Messenger RNA from Orbicella faveolata, 1166 nucleotides. RefSeq names its product endoplasmic reticulum-Golgi intermediate compartment protein 3-like. NCBI's taxonomy places the organism in Eukaryota, Metazoa, Cnidaria, Anthozoa, Scleractinia, Merulinidae. Gene Ontology annotation, biological process: retrograde vesicle-mediated transport, Golgi to endoplasmic reticulum; endoplasmic reticulum to Golgi vesicle-mediated transport. Gene Ontology annotation, cellular component: Golgi membrane; endoplasmic reticulum membrane; COPII-coated ER to Golgi transport vesicle. The record is from RefSeq and is a predicted model, not a curated record.
GAUGGGCCACUGGCUCAUACAGUAUGUAGACUUUAAUGUAACUUACCUAAUCUUCCGUUUGUCAUAACCGUACUAUGUUUUACUUGCAGUUUAAUCUGACGCAUCAUAUUCGCCAUCUUUCAUUUGGUCAUGAAUAUCCUGGCUUAAAGCAUCCUCUGGACAACACUUAUGUUGCAGCGGAAGAUGCCGGGAGUAUGUACCAAUACUUUGUAAAGAUUGUUCCAACAAUGUACAGAAAGUUAAAUGGCGAGGUGGUAAAAACGAAUCAAUUCUCGGUCACAAAGCACAAGAGGGUCAUCAGACAAGUGUCUGGUGAACACGGUCUGCCAGGUGUCUUUGUAUUGUAUGAAUUCUCUCCGAUGGUCGUGCAGUAUACAGAGAGUAGAAGAUCCUUCAUGCAUUUUCUCACUGGUGUUUGUGCAAUUGUCGGCGGUAUUUUUACAGUGGCUGGCCUCGUAGACUCCAUGAUUUAUCACUCCGCUCGAGCACUUCAGAAGAAAAUAGAUUUGGGGAAAGCGAGCUAACAGGGAGAGACGAACUUGCGUGACUGGCUGAUACAUAUCGCGUGACUUCGAGGUGUUCGGUUGCGUUACGCGACACUGGAAUGUUUAAAUGCCUUCUGGUACACCUUUAAAACUCAAGGCUGCGGGUUUUAGAAAGAUAACUUAAAAUACAAUUAUCAACCUAGGAACAGUUUUACAAGCAUACACACUUCGCAAUUCUUUCGCUGGUCCUUAAACUGGUCAUAUUUAUUCAUGACAAGACAGUUAUGAGAAUCAACAAAAUCGAUGAACAACGAAUCAUAUUGUAAGAGCGUUCAAUUUUUCUUCAACACGGCACUUCUGUGUUUUUUUUUUUUUGUUUUUUUUUCUUUUUUUGCUAAUGUAGCCGGCCUACGUGUGUGUUCUACUGUUUUAUUGUGGGAAAAUUAUUUUAGUAUAUCUAUGGUCCACUCCAAGAGCACUGGUAACUACUUGAACACAGGACAUAAAACUCGAUUUUCGGCACGCAUCGCCCCAAGAACUUUUUGGAACGGAAAGCGUUCGUCGAUAUCAAUAGAGCAGUGACAUUUUUCGCCGCUUGGAGCUGGCACGAGACUUUCAGGAACAUGUAUUUGAUUAAAUGUUUUCCCUUUGUAUUUGUUAAUAAAGGGUUCCUAAAACGGU